UGCAAUGAAACUCACCCUGACCACAAUCCGGGACGUUCUGCGGAACCGCAGCACCCUGGUGGAUCUUCUAGCGAUUCUCUUCGGGAUCAGUGCCGUGCUCGGACAUAACGCUAACUUCGUGCAGCUUCCUUUGCUAGUUCUGAUCGCUCCCGAAGGAUUACUUCUUCCGUCGCACCUCGUAGUCGUCAGCCAGUUUGGCAACCUGGGGCCGUUACUGUACCUGGCCCUUCAAAAGCUGACCGCCUGCAAAGACUCCUACCUGAUCUAUGGCCUUCUCGUGGUCAACAUGGUAAGCACAGUGUGCAUGGCCUUCUGGUACGACCAGACGGCUUACCUUUUCGGAGAGAACCGUUCCGUGGUCAUGCUGGUGUGCUUCCUAAUGGCAUCGUUAGUCAGUUGCACCAGUCCGGUUCUGUUCAUGCCGUACAUGGGACGCUUACGCGAUGUCUACAUGGUGUCGUACCUGAUUGGGGAAGGAUUCAGUGGGUUCAUUCCGAGUGUGGUGGCACUUGGGCAAGGUGUCGGAGGGAACGAAGAGUGCAUUUUGAACAACUCGAGUGAUCCGGGUGCUCCGGAGUUUAUCAGCUAUACGCCACCGCCGAGAUUCAGCUCUACGGUGUACUUCCUGCUCGUGUUUAUCUUCUUGGCCGUUUGUACGGUAGCUUUUGGUAUUCUUGAUAAGCACCCACGCAGCCGCGCUGAGUACGCUCAAGUGACUGUAAAAGACGGCAAUGAUUACACUUACGAGCAACCGAAGCAGGAACCAAACGCAGACUCGAAUGAACCGUCUAAAAAGGUACUGUCUCAACGCAGUUACCACUAUCUGUUGGUUUUUUUGGGCGUAAUCUUCAUGAUUGGCGGAGGAUUCGCUCCAAGUGUGAUGCCCUACUCGUGCCUCCCAUAUGGUAAUGAAGUGUACCACCUUUCAACCGCACUGGUGCUGAUAGCCAACCCGGUAGUAGCCUUUUGGCCAUGUUCCUCCAGACCAGAUCUAUCCGGAUGAUGCACGUCCUGGCAGCAAUUUCGUUGAUCUUUUCGGCGUACACGAUGAUCACGGCAUUGAUGCGUCCCCAACCUCCACUGGUAGGAACCACAAUUGGAAAUAUAUUCGUGAUUGUCAGCUGGGUUGGUUCGGUAGCACUGCUGAGUUACGUUCGCGUUGUAGCCGUUACCGUACUGCGCGAUCACGGGGGCAAAGCUCUGGUCUGGGCUGGAGCUUUUACCCAGUUUGGUACACUGAUCGGCUCCAUCGUGUCUUUUUCGGUGGUGAAUUUUACUGGGCUGUUUCAGGCCACUGAGGUUUGCUGAAUUUAGCUUUAGUUUGUUUUAUAAGUCUUUCAAUUGUAAUAACUGCACCGAAUUAAAAUACAAGCUACUUUCUAGCAGCUUAAAACAUUCUGUAAAUUACAACAGAAUACACACUCACACAAAGCUAACCACAGCUCUCAUUUAUCACUUGCCCAAGGAAGAAUAAAGCUG
Culex quinquefasciatus (southern house mosquito) is the source of this 1479-nucleotide messenger RNA. RefSeq names its product solute carrier family 52, riboflavin transporter, member 3-A. Gene Ontology annotation, cellular component: plasma membrane. Gene Ontology annotation, molecular function: riboflavin transmembrane transporter activity. The record is from RefSeq and is a predicted model, not a curated record. The transcript is spliced from 3 exons. Lineage: Eukaryota; Metazoa; Arthropoda; Insecta; Diptera; Culicidae. Bases 5 to 1003 code for a protein of 332 amino acids. Gene Ontology annotation, biological process: riboflavin transport.